Messenger RNA from Saccostrea cuccullata (small rock oyster), 1395 nucleotides. Its product is annotated as transmembrane protein 45B-like. The transcript has 2 exons. The record is from RefSeq and is a predicted model, not a curated record. Bases 157 to 960 code for a protein of 267 amino acids. NCBI's taxonomy places the organism in Eukaryota, Metazoa, Mollusca, Bivalvia, Ostreida, Ostreidae.
CAAACUGAUUUAGCGAUACGAUGCUCUUCACCAUUCAGAUGUGAUUCAAUGCGCAUCCUGUCAUCUUAUAGGAGCGGAUACUGUUCGGAGAGAUUAGAAGUAUAGUUUGAACAUUAGAUUGUGUAGAAAGAGUCGGAGUAACCAGGAGAAGAUAACAUGGGCAGCUUCAUCGGCCAUGCGUACCCGGGCUCCAUCUUCCUGCUUCUGGCUCUUUGGUGGACGAUACAAAUGCUACAGCGGUACUUUCGGUGCAGAAAGUUUGGUACGGAGUAUAUGGCAACCGUGAUGCAUAAAAGUUAUUCCCUUCCCAAAGUUCCAGUUGAACCAAUUUUAAAGAUAUCUCUCAUAUUGUUUGGAAUCGUCGGCGAAAUUAUCCAAGGACAUCUAAAUAACGAGUUCGCUCCUAAAAACUGGCACCAUGCAACCAUGUUUAUGUUUUUCGGACUUUCCGGAUUAAUAGAUAUGCUGGUUCACUACGAUUUCAAGCUCCCCAAAAACGUAGACUAUGCAAUUUUCAUACUCUCUAUUGCCGUUGAAGGUUUUUUAUUUUUCUGGCACGUGCACGGAAGGGAACCAGUUGAUGUGUGCGUGCACAAACUCUUAGUGUUCGCCAUUUUUCUUGCAUUUUGUGCAACCAUGGCAGAAAUGUGCUUUCCUUACAGCAUUUUAGCCUCACUAGCGCGACCAUUCUUCUUUUUUCUGAAAGGAACAUGGUUUUGGCAGAUUGGUUUCACCCUGUACGGUCCAUUUCCGGUAUCUAGCGGAGAUAACCAUGACCAGAUGAUGAUCGCGGUCUAUUUCACGUGGCAUGUGGCUGCCAUUUUCCUCUUCAUGUUUGCUCUGGGUAUCGUGGUUUUCUCUUUACAAAACCAUGGAAGCGGGUAUACAAGAGUGUCCUGUAACGAAGAAAGGGUCAGUCUUGUAGAGAAAGACAGUGUAGAAAAAAAUAUCGAAACAUGACGAGGAACACUUGCUUACCUUUACCAAGUCAUGUGUAUUGUAGUACAAUGUAGUAAUGAAAUGUAAGUAAUGUAGUAAUGAAAUGUUUGUUAGUGCAAAUUUUAUGUUUACGGCCAUUAUUAAAUGUUCACUACCCUAAAAUGUGUUUAUAUGGUUUGUAUUUAGAAGGAAUUAAUACUAGUACACGGUGCAUAUUUAAGUGUUGUUUACUGUCACUAAAGGUACAUUGUAUAAUUACUGUAUGUAGAUCCAAUUCAGCUAAAAAGCCUGACGAAAACCUUGUACAUUCAUUGAUUUAAUUAAUUUGUAGCCCUGUCUGCAUUAGACAUACGUGUAUCAAAUGACUCUUAUCUUCAGACUUAUCUUAUUCAUGUACAUGUAUUUUUGAAAUGGGCCACUAUUAUUUUUAUUAUUCAAAUUACCAGUAUAUGUUUU